Messenger RNA from Spirodela intermedia, 494 nucleotides. Lineage: Eukaryota; Viridiplantae; Streptophyta; Magnoliopsida; Alismatales; Araceae. The record is from the annotation of a GenBank genome assembly.
AUGGUGACAGUGCCGGGCAACAAUCGUGGAUCUCCUUCCUUGGUGCAGCAAGAAGAGGAUCAACCAAAGAAGCCCCUAUGCAAGGCUGCUAUUCUCUCCCCACGUCCAUUAGAGCAAGAGGGAAAAGCCCCUAUUGGUUGUGAUUGAAUUCUUAAUUUUUGUUUAAUACAAUUCACAUUUCGUCAAUCAAUGACCUUCCUCAUUUUGGUGAUUUCAUCAUUCAAAUUAUCAUGAGUUCAUAAUUAAUUAAUAAUAUAUUUUUAGCCUUAACUCAUGAUAAAUAGACUUGUAUUUAUGUUAAAUUAUGAAAAGUAGUUUUUAGGUUGUUAAUGUGAAUUUGUGGCUAAUUAUGUGAUUUUAUGUCAAUUUGUAUAAUUUUUAUAAUCCUAUUUUUAAGAAAAAUGAAAAAAAGUAUAAUAAAAAAAAGAAGGAAGCCAUUGGCCAGUCGAGCCCACAAACGGGUUGGAAGUGCACUCAAACAGAGCCGCGAGUAG